Messenger RNA from Anolis sagrei ordinatus, 4989 nucleotides. RefSeq names its product angiopoietin like 2 (gene ANGPTL2). NCBI's taxonomy places the organism in Eukaryota, Metazoa, Chordata, Lepidosauria, Squamata, Anolidae. The record is from RefSeq and is a predicted model, not a curated record.
GACAUCACUGGCAAAAGUUUGGACUCGGCCAGCCCUCUACUGUUUGCGGUUAAGGGGAGGCCCCGAACGAAUGGGUGUCUCUUGCUGGUGGAUCCCUUACCCUUGUGGGAGGGGGGAAAGCGGAGUUUAUCCAACCAGAACUUCCCUGCUUGCUGCACGCUUCAUUGUCCUCCCCCUUCUCCGCAUGUAAAUCCACCACAAAGGAGCUGAAGUUCAAAUAGGGCUGUUUUAGCUACGCUUGAAGUGAUGGAGUGAAAGCUCAGAAGCUCAGAAGAGCCCGAGUUCCUGAAAAGCAAGUUGCUGCCGCUGCCUAUUGUCCCCUCGAAUAUCUCUGGCAUGGCUUAGGUUCACGUUAAAGGGACGGAACGAGAAGGAAAUUAUACCAGGACUGCGGUAGCCUUAUGUUGCCAUCCUUCCAAGCCCAAGUACCAAAACACAGGCGCGCUUUCAAUCCGUCAGAAUCCAACCAGUCCUGAGAUGAAAUGGUUUCUUUUGCUUCUCAGUGAUGUCACCCUUUCUGUGGAUGAGCCAAGUCAGUGAAUCUUUGACUUCCUAAAAGGCUGAAGCUUGAAGAAAGAAGCCCAAAGGAAAAAGGAUUCCAAAGUUGCAUAAUAAAGGAAGCAGUUACAGAAAGGACCAUGAAGGCAGAAGUGUGUUUAUUACUAAUGGCUGUCGUGGGAAUCCAUGGUAAGACCCAUGUUUUUGAAGGCAACAGCGAGGGAGAAGAACAAGAAUUUGUGUACGCAAACAGGUACAAACGCUCCACUGACACUCAAGACAAAUGCACCUAUACCUUCAUUGUACCUCAGCAGAAAGUAACGGGUGCCAUUUGUGUGAACUCAAAAGAGCCUGAUGUUGUACUUGAAAACAGGGUAAAUAAGCAGGAACUUGAGCUCCUGAAUAAUGAACUCUUGAAGCAAAAGAGGCAAAUCGAAACCCUCCAGCAGUUGGUGGAGGUCGACGGAGGGAUUGUCAACGAGGUGAAGCUCUUGCGCAAAGAGAGCCGCAACAUGAACUCGCGGGUCACGCAACUCUACAUGCAGCUGCUGCACGAAAUCAUCCGAAAACGGGACAACGCUUUAGAGCUUUCCCAGUUGGAGAACAAGAUCCUGAACCAAACGGCGGACAUGCUGCAGCUGGCCAACAAAUACAAAGACCUGGAGCACAAAUACCAGCAUUUGGUCUCCAUCGCCAAUAACCAGUCUAUCAUUAUCGCACAACUGGAAGAGCAUUGCCAAAGAACACCAUCCAUGAAACCGGUCCUCCAGCCUCCACAGCCACCCAACCGAGUCUACCAGCCACCUACUUACAACCGUAUCAUUAACCAGAUAUCUACCAAUGAGAUUCAAAGUGACCAGAAUUUAAAGGUUCUACCGCCUACUCUACCGACCAUGCCACCGGUUACUAGUAUCCCAACUUCCACUGACAAACCUUCAGGUCCUUGGAGAGACUGCCUACAGGCCUUAGAAGAUGGCCAUGACACCAGUUCCAUAUACCUUGUGAAACCUGAAAACACAAACCGGUUGAUGCAGGUCUGGUGUGACCAGCGGCACGAUCCUGGUGGCUGGACGGUAAUCCAGAGGCGUUUGGAUGGAUCUGUCAACUUUUUCAGGAACUGGGAGACGUACAAGCAAGGAUUUGGUAACAUUGACGGAGAGUACUGGUUAGGCCUAGAAAAUCUUUACUGGCUGACAAAUCAAGGCAACUAUAAAUUACUGGUCACCAUGGAAGACUGGUCAGGCCGGAAAGUGUUUGCCGAAUACGCCAGUUUCCGAGUGGAGCCAGAGAGCGAGUACUAUAAGCUGCGACUGGGGCGCUACAACGGAAACGCUGGAGACUCCUUCACGUGGCACAAUGGGAAGCAAUUCACGACACUGGACAGAGAUCAUGAUGUAUAUACAGGUAACUGUGCUCAUUACCAAAAGGGAGGAUGGUGGUACAACGCAUGUGCGCAUUCGAACCUCAACGGCGUCUGGUAUCGAGGAGGACACUAUCGGAGUCGCUAUCAGGACGGUGUCUAUUGGGCAGAGUUUCGGGGGGGAUCAUAUUCCUUAAAAAAAGUCGUCAUGAUGAUCAGACCAAACCCCAACACAUUCCACUGAAAGAUAAAGCCACCUUCUCGAGGGAAAGACUCAAAAGGCAACAACAGUUGCAUCUGCCAUUCAGAACACAACUUUCUCAGCAGCAAAGAAUGUAAUAUAUUGUACACUGACUGCCAUUAAUACACCAGACUUGUAUAUUGUAUUUUUUUUCAACAAUCGUUCCAGAACCAAAAGAAGAAGAAGCAUUUCGAAACAUCACUUUCUGCACCAAAAGAAUCUGCCGUGUAAAAUAGACUUUUAUAUAUUCUCAAAACACUGAACAUUUUUCAACCUGUACAGUAAGACUUCUUAAAAUAAUAAUAAUAGUGAUGAUAAUGAUGAUGAUAAUAAUAAUAAUGAAUUCAUUUGACACAGGAAAUUAUAUCCUUUGAAACUAUGUAGCCAGUACAGGUACCUUAGACCAUUAGAGCGAUUGUUUCCUAAUUUAAUUUUUUUUUGGUGUUGUGAAGGCUUUAGUGUCUACUUUGAAGUGUCUACAAAAUGCCAAGCGCAAAUAGAACCCCAUUUUGACUUGGAGCUCAAAGCACUAUUAGAACCUGAAAAUAAAUUAUUGUAUACAGCGCACACAAACAGUUGAGGUUAUGGGUUGCUGUGAGUUUCCAGGCUGUAUAGCCAUAUUCCAGAAGCAUUUUCUCCUGACGUUUUGCUCACCUCUAUGGCAGGCAUUCUCAGAGGUUGUGAGGUCUGUUGGAAACUAGGUAAGUCAGGCUUAUAUAUCUGUGGAAUAAUGUCCAGGGUGGGAGGCAAGUGUGAAUGUUGCCAUUGGUCAGAUUGAUUAGCAUUGAAUGGCCUUGGACACAAUCAUGGCCAACUAAUACCUCCCAACAAAGGAUUCCCGUUGCAGUUUCAAAGUUUGGCUGCGUCCUGCCUGGAAGACAGGAUGCACCUAACACCUCUCUUUGUUGGGAGGUGUUAGCUGGCCCUAAUUGUUUCCUGUCUGGAAUUCCCCUGUUUUUUUUAGUUUUGCUCUUUAUUUACUGUCCUGAUGUCAGAGUUUUAAUACAGUAGAGUCUCACUUAUCCAACCUUCGCUCAUCCAACAUUCUGUAUUAUCCAACACAGUCUGCCUGAUCCACAGCUAUUUCAAUACAUUGCGAUGUUUUGGUGCUAAAUUCGUAAAUACAGUAAUUGCUACAUAAUGUUACUGUGCAUUUAACUGUUUUUCAUGAUGUUUUGGUGCUUAAUUAAUGGAGUCCCUGGUGGCGCAGUGGGCUAAACACCUGUGCAGCAGGACUGAAGACCGACAGGUCGCAGGUUCGAAUCUCGGGAGAGGCGGAUGAGCUCCCUCUAUCAGCUCCAGCUCCUCAUGCGGGGACAUGAGAGAAGCCUCCCACAAGGAUGAUAAAAACAUCAAAUCAUCCAGGCGUCCCCUGGGCAACGUCCUUGCAAAUGGCCAAUUCUCUCACACCAGAAAUGACUUGCAUUUACUCAAGUCACUCCUGACACGACCAAAAAAAAAAAAAGGUGCUUAAUUUGUAAAAUCAUAACGUAAUUUGACAUUUAAUAGGCUCUUCCUUAAUCCCUCCUUAUUAUCCAACAUUUUUGCUUAUCUAACAUUCUGCCAGCCCAUUUAUGUUGGAUAAAUGAGACUCUCCUGUACUUGUAGCACUGCAGAGUACUUCAACCAGAGAAGUCAGCAAUAGCAGAGCACCUAAUGAACCAACCUGGACACAACGUAUUAUUUGAGAACAUAGAAAUGCUGGACCACUCUCACAACCACUAGUCAGACUGCACAGAGAAGCCACUGAAAUCCACAAGCAGGUGGAUCAUCUCAACAGAAAAGAGAAAACCAUGACAAUGAACAAAAUCUGACUAUCAGUAAUAAAAAAACCCUCUAAAAUCAGGACAGUAAAUAAAGAUCAACACUCAGUAAACAAGGAAUUCCAGACAGGAAGCAAUCAGGGCCAACGAACACCUCCCAACAAAGGAUUCCCCCAGGCAGGAAGCAGCCACGCUUUGAAGCUACAAAAGGCUAUGCAAUGCUAAUCAAGCUGGCCAAUGGCAACAUUCACACUUGCCUCCAACAGACAAGAGUUCUUUCUCCCACCUUGAACAUUAUUCCAUAGAUAUAUAAACCUCACUUGCCUAGGUUCCAAAAGACUUCACAAUCUCUGAGGAUGCCUGCCAUAGAUGUGGGUGAAACGUCAGGAGAGAAUGCUUCUGGAACAUGGCCAGGCAGCCCGGAAAAUUAAUAACCACCCAGUAAUUCCAGCCAUGAAAGCCUUCAAUGGCACAGUUGAGGUUAUCUUCUCUCUUUUCUAAACGUGUUACCAUUAUCAACCACUACCCAUGACAUUAUGAGAAAGGUAUUUUUCCCAUCAAUACUGAGACUUGGAUCUUUUAUACGUAACUUCGAUUUUACCCAAUCAAAACAAGCAACACCAUAAGUGACAUCUUACAAUUUUCAAGGUAUUUUGUGCGCUCCGUAGUCAUCACAGCAACAAAUAUGAGCUAUCCAACUUUGCAGGCAAAUGGUGGAUACAUAUAUAUAACUUAUUUAAAUACCCCUAGCCACUACAUUACGACAUUUAGGGAGAACUAUUUGAAACCCAGAACUAUAUUUGCCAUACUUCACUAUUAUUGCCAAAUGUAUGCAUUACAAGAGAACUAUCGUAUUUAUAAAGUCCAUUGUAGGAACCCAAACCCCUGAUUAUAGUAUUCUGCUGAGGUAAGUUUCCCGAACAAUGUAUUUGCAUUAUAGGAAGAGCAAAAACGAUACAUGAUAAGACUCUUAUUACCUCAUCAUUCCUUUCCGGAUUGACAAUGUGCGUGAAAGUUUGGGAGUCCGAUGUAGCAAGUCUUGUACAUAAAUGGAAGUAGGGAUUUUUAAUAUAUGAUCAGAUUAUCCGUAUAAUAAUGAAAAUGUGUAAUAAAAGCAACCAAUGCUA